Dentiscutata erythropus is the source of this 286-nucleotide messenger RNA. The record is from the annotation of a GenBank genome assembly. Lineage: Eukaryota; Fungi; Glomeromycota; Glomeromycetes; Diversisporales; Gigasporaceae.
GAGUUUAACUUUUUAAUUGCAAGUUAUUUUGAGAAAAAUUGCCCAUUUAAAAGAUUUGUUUAUCAAUAUGAACGAAAUUAUGAUUCAAAAAAAGAAAAAGACUGUCAUAUUCAAGGAUUUUUAUGGCUAAAAGAAGCAACCCGCAUUGGAGCAUUUCUAGAAGCAGGUGAAGAAUAUGGUAAAAAGAAAUUAAAAAAACCAAAAAAAGAUGGAAUUAAAAACUUAUUUCAAAAUAACAAAAUCAAUUUUGAACCAGUUAAUGAUUUUGAAGAAACUAUCGCAUAUU